Eremomyces bilateralis CBS 781.70 is the source of this 960-nucleotide messenger RNA. Its product is annotated as S-adenosyl-L-methionine-dependent methyltransferase. The coding region runs from base 1 to 960 and encodes 319 amino acids. Lineage: Eukaryota; Fungi; Ascomycota; Dothideomycetes; Eremomycetales; Eremomycetaceae. Gene Ontology annotation, molecular function: methyltransferase activity. The transcript is spliced from 5 exons. The record is from RefSeq and is a predicted model, not a curated record.
AUGGCUUCUCAGGAUUUGGAAGUCGACGAGUACGCCUCGGACUCGGCAUACACAGGGAACGAUGACUCGAUAUACACGUCGAUUGCGUCCAGCAUUCGCUCCUAUCGCCACGAGCACGGCAGAACGUACCACGCUUUCAAAGACGGCGCAUACUUCAUGCCCAAUGACGAGAAGGAGAACGACCGCCUGGAUAUGCAGCAUGCGAUGUUCGUCAAGACGAUAGACGGCAAACUCCAGCUCGCACCGAUCGGCGAAGUUCAUAAUGUCCUCGAUAUUGGAACUGGAACCGGGAUUUGGGCCGUGGACUUCGCCGAUCAACAUCCCUCUGCCCAAGUCACUGGGACGGACCUGUCCCCGAUUCAACCUCAGUUUGUGCCACUGAAUUUGACGUUCCUCGUGGACGAUGCGGAAGACGAGUGGGUAUUCGAUAACAAGUUCGAUUUCAUCCACGCACGAAUGAUGUGUGGAUCCUUCGCAGAUUGGCCCAAGUUCAUCCAGCGGACGUUCGACUGGUUGGAGCCCGGUGGCUACGUCGAAAUCCAAGAUAUCGGCAUGCCGUUCAAAUCGGACGACGACACCCUGAAUCCGGACACGGCGCUGUGGAAAUGGAGCGACAUGCUCAUCCGAUCCGGCGAGGUCAUCGGGAGACCCCUCAACCAUUGCGGACAUCUCACGAAAUGGAUGGAAGACGCAGGUUUCGUCGACGUCGUCGAAGUGGUGAAAAAGUGGCCUCAGAAUCCGUGGGCCAAGGAUCCCGAGAUGAAAGAGCUGGGCCUGUGGAACAUGGCGAACAUGCUGGAGGGAAUCCACGGUCUUUCCAUGAGGCCGUUUGUUGGCGCGCUCGGAAUGACGCCGGAUGAGGUGGAGGUGUUCCUUACUGAUGUGCGGAAAGACGUCAAAAAUCCUAGGAUCCAUUCGUACUGGGUGAUGUACUACGUGUACGGACGGAGACCUGCAUGA